Oncorhynchus kisutch (coho salmon) is the source of this 3952-nucleotide messenger RNA. RefSeq names its product NF-kappa-B-repressing factor. Gene Ontology annotation, cellular component: nucleolus; nucleoplasm. The coding region runs from base 926 to 3277 and encodes 783 amino acids. Lineage: Eukaryota; Metazoa; Chordata; Actinopteri; Salmoniformes; Salmonidae. The record is from RefSeq and is a predicted model, not a curated record. Gene Ontology annotation, molecular function: nucleic acid binding. The transcript is spliced from 3 exons.
GUCAGAUAAUUGUCUGCAGAUGAAAUCAUAACUAAAAUGAGCAAAUCAUGCUUGAAUUAUUUGACUUCAAUGAUAACGUAGCCAGCUAGGUAACGUUAGCUGUUGUGCUAGUUGUGUGCACGCUAAAUCGGUAUACUUCGUAGACAUUUUUGGAGGGGAUAAAUUGUGCACGAAAUGGGAGUCGUAAUUAAACAGAAAUGUAGCCAAUGUUAGCAUAAAUAAUUGCAGUUUCCACAUUAAUGGACGGUUUUGACUGAAGCAUCAGUCAGCCUAUUCUUAUUGAUCUAUCACUGAGCCCCAUAAUUCUUUGCGAUAGUGGCCAUGCUGGCAGCUGGUAAUAGUUUUUGCGCAGAGGAAGCGAGAGGCAUAACUGGGCCCAAAACCUGUCUUCUCCAGCAGGUGGCGUCCCCCCGCUCACCAAGCGAGAAGCUUUUCGUUCAAUGAGUGUCGAAUUUGGUCAAAAGAAAUGUAAUGGUUUAUUUGCUACAUGAGGCUUAUUUGAUCGAAUAGAAGUUUCGUAAUGCAUAGACUGUUACGACUACUGAUAUAAGUAGGACAGGUGACAUCCCGGAAACUUUGAAAAGAAAAACAAAACACACUAUAUGGGAGUUGUUCCUGUUGUUCACCCGCGUCUCUGCCCUCUCAUUGGCUAGAAUGGGCCCACCUGAUCUUGCCUCCAACCGACUGCCUUUCAUUUUUGAAGACAUUUAUUAUCGUUUUUAGAGCUGCCACUUGAGUGUCUGGUCAAUAUAAUGGAUAACCUGUGACUGCAGUCUGUAAACUGAGUUUGUUAGCUAUCACUAGUUAUGUUGGUGCCAUCUUCCUAAUCUAAUGACGACAUUUACACAGCCAAAUCCAUCUGUCAAUGAGUUUUUAAAGUGAGGAACAGUGGUAUGGACCUGAUCUGAGGAGAGAGGUGCUGGAUAUGGCUGAAGGGAUUUACAUUGGCGAAAUGCACUCCUUUGACCUAGUUCCAAGUGCUGAAGCAAAAAAGAGACCCAAUUCAUCAGAUGGCAGAGAAGAGCCAAUGAGGAAGAUGCCGGUGUCCAAAUUUUGUUCCAGACCACUGUUUGAGCCUGUGCACUUUGUUAGUGGUGGCAGCAAUGGCGGGUCUGGUAAUGAUGAGAAGGAGAAUGACAAGGAACGCCGGAGGAGUGAGGUGAACAGUUUGAGACAGCGGGACUCUGACCGUCCGUCUUAUGGCAGCAACCGAGCUCAGGGCUCCUCUGCAGCUAGACCAGCAUUUGACAGAGUUUCAUCAUACGGUUCUUCUUCUGACUCUUGGAGGGACAGAGAUGGACAAAGUGAUAGAGAGAGAGAUCGAGACAUACCCUCAGGUAGCACAAGUGGUUUAGGUUAUGGGAGCCGAGGAUCCACUUCAGAUUAUAUGACUAAAGUGCAGCAGGACUACUCAGACAGAUUUGAAGCCCAUAGCACUAGGCAGCCGGACUCAUACUCUCAGGCCGCUAGGUUUGAUGGAUAUGGAGGGGGCAGUCGAUCAGGGGGCUGGGGGGAUUCAGGACGCCAAGGACUUGGCUUCGGGCAUCAGGACAGAGGGAAUCAGGACAGACCCUCAUCUAGCAGGCCAUUCAGCAGAGUCUACAGUAGCCCAGGGAGGAGUAGCCCCUCAGUUUCUGGGUCUUCUUCACAACCCAUCCCCAUAUCUCAAGCCGUACUGGAUGAAAAGCAGAGGCUGAUCAAUAGUGUGGCAUCUGCCAUAGCUGUCACUUUAAGAGACCCCGCAUUCAUGUGUGGAGCUGAAUCUCCAAACUACAAUUUCAUGCUAAGCCGUAGCAUCCAGGCCUGUAAGACCAACCCAGAGUACAUUUAUGUCAACCUCAAAGAUAUCCCUCCAGCAGACCUACCCAAGAACAGGAAAGUACCAACUGAUGGCUAUGCCUGUGAGCUGAGAUGCCAGUGUGUUUACCUUGCUACUGGAUACUCUGGAAGCAAAAACGGGGCCAGGGACCGUGCUUCUGAGCAGGCUAUUAAGCUUUUCUUUAAACAGGUGGAGGUCCGUGUAGUGCAGCGCAAAUUCAAACACUCCUUGGUCAAUGAUAUUGUGGUCUGCCAGAUCAACUGCCCUACCCCUGCUUUUCUACCGGCACUGCGUAAUCCAGAGGAUAAGCCGACGCCUAGCUCCAAGGGGCAAUACGAGCCUGACAAACGCAAGCACUGGACCGAUUUUGUCAUUGUUGACAACGCUCAUGAUGCCAUCUGCAUUCUUAACAACUCUGCCGCCUUCAACCGCAUGAAGAUUGACUACAAGUUUGAUGUGGUUCCCAACAGCAGUGCAUGGCAAUGUAGUGUGUACCUGCAGGACGAGCUGGUGGCACAGGCCAAGGGAAGUAAGAAGACAUCUAAACAUACAGCAGCUGAAGAGGCAGUGAGGAAACUGCGCAUGAACCAGGCAGCCCGGCAGCAACAACAACCACAGCAGUUCUCCCGAGGGAACAAUCCCUCUGACCCAUCAGGUGGCCGUUUCGGUCACCAGGGUGGUAGGAAGAAACACUUGAGUGAGCUGGUCAUCCUAGAGAACUCAGACAAUGCCAUUUGCAUCAUUAAUGACACUGCCCAGUUCAACAAGGUAGCUGCCGAUUAUAAGUUCACAGUGCUACCAGAUCACCGCUGGAGGUGUGAGGUAUACCUGGAGGGUCAGUAUGUAGCGUCAGGCAUCGGACCCAAGAAAACGGUGAAGCACAUUGCAGCAGAGGAAGCCCUGGCCACACUCAGGCAGACACAGGCUGUGGUUAAAUCUAACCUCAGAAAGGAGGGUAAUGCUGACGCCCUCUCUCGCCACCAGAUUCUGACGCGCUCUGGUGAGGAGGCCUCGAGACAGGAGAUCAAGGAGGAUAACAUUGGGAAUCAGCUACUCCGCAAGAUGGGCUGGAAGGGUGGCGGAUUGGGCCGGGAAGGGGAGGGCAUCUCUGAACCCAUAAAGGUCAAAGAGCAGUUCUCCAGAGAAGGACUGGGUAUGGACAUGGACAAGUCUGGGAAUCAGCUCACCAAACGGAACAUUGAGGACAUCAUCCGUAACUAUGCCAGUUCAGACCGCCAGGAUGACCUGCGCUUCUCCACUGAACUCAACAAUGAUGAACGCAAGCAGAUCCACCAGAUAUCCCAGAAGUAUGGCCUGCGGAGUAAGUCAUAUGGCCAGGGCAGGCUGCGCUUCCUCAUCGUCAGUCGCAAAGUGCACAAAGACCAGCUCAUUGGCCAGCUCCUGCAGGAAGGGCAGGUGGGACGCUACGAGCUGGUGAAACCUCAGGCCUCACACUGACUGGAUGUAGUAUAGCUCCAACAAACUACCGAUGACCGAUACUUCAGAACAAAAACAGGUGUGCCUGAUCUGGGCAAAGGUUGUACUUUUAUUGGGGAUGUUUCAAUCUUCUAGGCUUGUCUUUUGGGGAAAUACUUCAGUGUUUUCUGCAUUCCAUUUCCUACAAUUGCAUAUUUUCUGGCAUUGUUUUAACGCUUCUUGUCAUUCUACAAUUUGGUCUUCUGUCAGCUUCACAUUUGCACAAUAUGCUAGUGAUUUGUGCUGUAACAGUUGAUUGGAGUUAUGUAUCUUGACAAAAAGGCUCAAAACAUUUUAGCAAACGUUUUUCAUGGCUACAGAAAUAGCCUAAACCAGCAGAAUGCCUGGCAUUUUACCUACACACGUUUCAUUAGUAAAAAUGUAUAUGGCAUCACAUCAAGUGACAUCUGUAACUAUAUGCUGACAUUGACACAUCCCUGACAUAAUACUUUCUAUGUUAUUUUCCCCCCUUGGAUAGUUAGAUAAUUGAAAAAUAAAAGCUGCCUCCAAGACUUGUAAUAUGAUCUUUGUCACAUGGUAAAAGCGCAAGCUGUGAUCCCUUUGAAAUGUCAGAUGUAUAUGUCUUAGUGAAUAGUUAACUUGUCUGCUUGUUUUCACAGCUGUAAUAAUGAUCAAUAAAUUAAGUCUUAUAGUUGU